AGAGGGAUAGGAAUUAACAUGAAAAGAAAAAGCACCCAUUAUAAUACUUGUGCAAGUGCGCUUUCCUAUAUUGUAAAUUAUUGUUUAAGACAGUACAUGCCCCAAAAAAGACAUGGGUUGUCCCUCUUGCACUCCUGGAAUAUCAGAAUUGCUUUCAACUACGUAGUUAUAUAAAUCCCAUCUAUUCAAUGGUGGACAUGCAGUUGUUUGUUGUUUGCUGUUAGAGAUCUGAUUGUUUUGACUGUUGCUGUUGUGUAAGAGAUCUUACUGUUUUUAGCUCAAGGAAGUAGUAGACUUCAAUGGCUGAUUCAAACAAGAAGCCCCCUUCAAUGUACAAAGAAGUAGUGGAAAGGUUUAGGAAUCCAAGAAGGAAGAGAGACAGGAUCAUCUCAUGCUUGUGUGCAACCUUUUUUGGUCUACUUGUCUUUGCUGCCAUUUUCAUCCUUAUAACAUGGCUUGUUCUGCAGCCCCACAGGCCUAGAUAUUAUGUGGACUAUGGCUCAGUAUCUCUGCUCAAUGUUGAAGGCAAAAUACUGAAUACAAAAAUGACUUUCAAUGUCACAAGCCGCAACCCCAACAAGAGAAUUGGGAUAUAUUAUGAUAAAAUGGAAGGGUAUGUCUAUUAUGGUGAUCAGAGGAUUGCAGGGGCUUAUAUUGCUCCCUUUUAUCAAGGCCACAAGACUACUACCAUUAUAAAGCCUAUUCUGACUGGGCAUUAUGUGCUCUUGAAGGAUGAUCUUUCUAAGGAUCUGGUAAUGGAGCAUACUUCUGGGGCUGUGGAUUUGAGGCUCAAGCUGUAUGCUAAGCUUAGGUUCAAGGUGGGGAGCUGGAAGUCAAGGCACUAUCAUAUGAGAGUUAAGUGUGAUGUGUGGAUGAAGGUCAGUGAUAAUAAUGGGGGUACAUUCUCUCCUAAAAGGUGCAAUGUCUAUUUUUGAUCAAUUUCCUAUUGUUUAUGUGAGUAUUGUUUAGUUUUGGAGGAAACCCCAAGCCUUAUAUGUGUGGAGUGAUAAGUAGAGAGUAUAUUCAGGUUUGUAAUCCAAUAUCAAAGUAGUGGGGGAAAACGAAUAUGGUGGAGUUUUGUAGUUGGAGAGUGAUUUGGAAUGUUUUGUCAUUCUGACGGAACUUCAUAUCCUUAUAAGGUGUGAUUUAUUAAUAUUGUAUAUGUUAUUUUAUUUUUUGUGCUUUUAUGCACAUUGAAAUAAUUUCAAUAAUAUAUAAUUUUUUAUUUAAAA
Messenger RNA from Cryptomeria japonica (Japanese cedar), 1232 nucleotides. Its product is annotated as NDR1/HIN1-like protein 3. Gene Ontology annotation, biological process: defense response to other organism. The transcript has a single exon. The coding region runs from base 300 to 935 and encodes 211 amino acids. The record is from RefSeq and is a predicted model, not a curated record. Lineage: Eukaryota; Viridiplantae; Streptophyta; Pinopsida; Cupressales; Cupressaceae.